CAGCAAGAGGAGCACGGAGGUCUGCAGCAGGAAACCAUCAAAGUUCAAAGAAUGAAGAUUGCAGUUAUUGGUCAGAGUCUGUUCGGCCAGGAGGUCUACAAGGAGCUGAGAAAGGACGGCCACACCAUUGUUGGUGUUUUCACCAUUCCUGAUAAGGAUGGCAAGGCCGACCCACUGGCUACAGAGGCGGAGAAGGAUGGUGUCCCUGUUUUUAAGUUCCCCCGGUGGCGAUUGAAAGGUCAGGCCAUCAAAGAGGUGGUGGACCAGUACAAGUCUAGAGGGGCAGAACUCAACGUCCUCCCCUUCUGCUCCCAGUUUAUCCCCAUGGAGGUCAUUGACCACCCCAAACAUGGCUCCAUCAUCUACCACCCCUCUCUGCUGCCCCGUCACCGGGGAGCCUCUGCAAUCAACUGGACGCUUAUCCAUGGAGACAAGAAGGGUGGAUUCACGGUGUUCUGGGCUGAUGACGGACUCGAUACGGGACCAAUCCUGCUGCAGAGAGAGUGUGAUGUUGAACCUAACGACACAGUCAACACAAUCUACAAGAGAUUUCUCUUUCCGGAAGGUGUCAAAGGCAUGGUAGAAGCUGUGAGGCUGAUCACUGAAGGAAAGGCCCCAAAGAUCACACAGCCUCAGGAGGGAGCCACCUAUGAGUGCAUUCAGAAGAAAGACAACGCCAAGAUCGACUGGAACCAGUCAGCUGAGGCCAUCCACAACUGGAUCAGAGGGAAUGACAAGGUGCCUGGGGCCUGGGCAGAGGUGGACGGACAGAAAGUGACCUUCUUCGGCUCGUCUCUGGUGGAUAACGGCACAGCAGCCAACGGCGCGCCCCUGGAGAUUCCUGGAGCCAGUCGGCCUGGCGUCGUCACUAAGGCUGGGCUGGUGCUGUUCGGAAACGACGGCAAGACGCUGCUGGUGAAGAACCUGCAGUUUGAGGACGGGAAGAUGAUCCCUGCGGCGCAGUACUUCCGCUCCGGCAGCAGUGCAGCAGUUGAGCUCACUGAGGAGGAGAAAAGCUUCGCCGAGCAGAUGAGGGCCGUGUGGAAGAGUAUCCUGACCAACGUGAGUCAGGUUGAAGACUCCACGGAUUUCUUCAAAUCUGGAGCUGCUUCGAUGGACGUGGUCAGGCUGGUGGAGGAAGUCAAGCUCCGCGCCAGCAGCUGCCAGCUGCAGAACGAGGACGUCUACAUGAACACCACCUUCCAGGAUUUCAUCCAGAUGUGUGUCAGGAAGCUGCGUGGCGAGGAUGAGGAGGAGGAGCUGGUGGUGGACUAUGUGGAAAAGAAUAUCAACAACAUGACUGUGAAGAUCCCCCAUCAGCUGUUCAUCAACGGAGAGUUUGUUGAUGCUGAGGGAGGGAAGACCUACAAGAGCAUCAACCCCACCGACGGCACGGCCAUCUGCGAGGUGUCUCUGGCCCAAACCAGUGAUGUGGACAAGGCAGUGGCUGCUGCUAAGGAGGCGUUUGAAGACGGCGAAUGGGGCAAGAUGAACCCAAGGGACAGAGGCAGGCUGAUCUACAGGUGGGUGGCAUCAUGGUGUCUAAAUGCCCCAAUUCCACGACCCUCCGAAACCGAUCCGUGCCGAGUUCAGACCGAGCUUGGGGUGUGCGCCAUCGUGAUUCCCUGGAACUACCCACUGAUGAUGCUGGCCUGGAAGACGGCCGCCUGCCUGGCGGCGGGGAACACUGUGGUCCUCAAACCGGCUCAGGUCACUCCGCUCACGGCGCUGAAGUUUGCUGAACUGGCAGCCAGAGCGGGGCUGCCCAGAGGGGUGGUUAACAUCCUGCCUGGAUCAGGUGCCCUGGUGGGCCAGCGUCUGUCCGACCAUCCAGAUGUCCGGAAACUGGGCUUUACGGGUUCUACAGAGAUCGGUAAACACAUCAUGAAGAGCUGUGCAGUCAGCAACGUGAAGAAGGUCUCCUUGGAGCUGGGAGGGAAAUCUCCUCUCAUCAUCUUCGAUGAUUGUGACAUGGACAAGGCCGUGCGCAUGGGCAUGAGCUCCGUGUUCUUCAACAAAGGGGAGAACUGCAUCGCCGCUGGCCGCCUGUUUGUGGAGGAAACCAUUCAUGACCGCUUUGUGAACAAAGUGGUUCAACAACUUCCUCCAGAAUCUCUAGAAUCCAGAGCAUCAGUGUGA
Molecule: messenger RNA, 2139 nt
Organism: Cyprinodon variegatus (sheepshead minnow)
Lineage: Eukaryota; Metazoa; Chordata; Actinopteri; Cyprinodontiformes; Cyprinodontidae
Product: cytosolic 10-formyltetrahydrofolate dehydrogenase-like
Exons: 18
Coding region: 52-2139 (695 amino acids)
Biological process (GO): biosynthetic process
Molecular function (GO): aldehyde dehydrogenase (NAD+) activity; formyltetrahydrofolate dehydrogenase activity
Source: RefSeq, a predicted model, not a curated record